Haliotis rubra (blacklip abalone) is the source of this 2205-nucleotide messenger RNA. RefSeq lists its product as uncharacterized. NCBI's taxonomy places the organism in Eukaryota, Metazoa, Mollusca, Gastropoda, Lepetellida, Haliotidae. Gene Ontology annotation, molecular function: calcium ion binding. The record is from RefSeq and is a predicted model, not a curated record. The transcript is spliced from 5 exons. Bases 302 to 1426 code for a protein of 374 amino acids.
GUUCAAUAUCUUAACCACUGUAACGAAUAUUUUUAUUCUCUGACAACGCCAAACAAACUGACUUGAAGUUGCAGCAAUGAUGAUGUCGACGCUAGUUCCAGGAGUGGGCCAGGUGGGAAGAUAAACCGGAAUUCGGAGACUGGCGAGUACGUUAUAAACAGCUUUCAGUAUGGCGUCCAGAAGCGACACAGGGGUAUCUGAAGUUUCCGGGGAGAAUCUGGACCUUGCCCAAUAUCAUUACGAGGGUUUGACCACCAGGUGGUGGAAGUAGAGGAUAUUGGGUCGGAGGCCUCCAAGAGCGAUGGAGCUGGGAUACUGGCAAGCGGAACCGGAAGUCCCGACGAGCUGUUGCUUCUGGAGAGCGAUUGCACAAUCCCUUCCCGCGAAGACAGCGAUCUUAGUGUGGAGAGUCGGAAAGGACGAAGUGGGGCCGGGUCGCAUGUCGGUAGUGACCACCAAGAGGCUCUCGAGGUGUCUCCGCUUGAAGACCAUGCAGGUUCACACGCUAACGAUCGGACAGGAAAACGCGACUCGCGCAGUAGCAGGCAGUCCACUUCUUCUGAGCUGCGUCUUCACAUUGCCCGGAUGCAGAGUGCAGACGAGGGAAAAAAGACGGCAGCGAAGAAAAAGAGAUAAAGAGGUGGCACUUCUUCGUCGGAAAAUGGAAGACGACAGGAGGCGAAAGGGAUUUGAGCUUGUGCCGGGGUCCCGUGAAAGGCGCGGUGUGAUACGGGCGUUCCUGACAGAGGAAGAGAAAAUGGCGAUGGAGAGUCAACAGAAAGAUCUAGCUCGAGAGUCAGAGGAAAUGAUUUCAAAAAUAAAAUCAAAACAUGGAAUUCCGAAGGACAAAGAUUCGUCUCCUAAAGUGGUAGACAUGGCCAGGGAGUUCUACAGCAGUAAAGAGCUGCCAAACGAGCUGUUGCCUGACCACAUACGGCUGAAUCUCACCACCGAGGAAAUCAGGGACCUGAAGCUGGUGUUUGACAUGUUCGACGUCAAAGGAAGAGGCUUCAUCAUCUCCUACGACCUCAAGAAAGCAGCUGGGAUGCUUGGUUUCACAGCUAAGAAACAUGUCUUUAAGGAAAUGAUAGACGAGCUUUCCUCAGAUCACAAAGGGAAGGUCACCUUUAUCAACUUCUUGGAGUUUAUCAUCAAGUCCCAGGGCGAGGGACCAGAUCCAUACGAGGAGAUCAUACAGUGUUUCCGUCUCCUGGAUGUGGCUGGGAAAGGUUUCCUGACGUUCACCGACUUGCGGGAGGCGUCUGACCACGCCCAGGUGCGCUUGUCCAACAAGGCGCUGCGGGAGAUGCUGCAGGAGGCCGACGUCACCGGGGACGGUAGGAUCACCAGUGACGAGUUCGUCCACAUCAUGCUGCAGACAAACACCUUCAGGCUGACCAACAAAGGCAGGACAAGGCUAAAGUGAUACAGUAAAGAUUGACCAACACUCAAAAGUGACUCAUAUGAUGCUCGUGAUGCGUGUGAUUUCCAGACUGUCCUGUACAAAGAGGUUGCCGGCUCUUACACUGUGUCGAGUUGGUUUACCCUAUGAGUGCAAGAAACCUAUGAUUUUGACAUCGAAUCUCAGUUCGCUCUGAUUAUGUUUCUAGACCCGUGAAGAUCCGGGUUUAGAAUUGGUCUUCAGCAACACAUUCUUGCCGUAGGAGGCGACUAACGGGAUUUGGUGGUCAGGCUCGCUCACUUGGUUGACACAUGUUAUCGUAUGCCAUUUAGAUGCUCAUGCGGUUGAUGCUUGAUCCAAUUCCGAGGCGCCUCCUAGUGGGCUAACCUGAGACAAUUCUGAGCCGCCUCCUAUUGGGCUAAAGCCGAGGCUUUAAUUUGUACAACUGACGUUUUGUUUGUCACUUUUACGUCAGUAUGUGAGUGUCGAAACUUCUGGCCUCUCUCGGUAGCAGAGUCAAGUUCAGACUGAUGCACUGAAAACGGAACCUGGCAUUUUACGAGCGCAUCAUGCUGCUUCACAAUCAUCAAUCUUAACUUUAAUAUGAUAUUUUUGCAGGAUCAUAUUUCCAUUGUUUUUCUUCUGAAUUACAACAAUACAUAAAUUUUCCAGCUACUGUUUUAUGUAUUUUAGUACAGAUAAUGCUUACUGAUGAGCUAUGUUACAUAUGUUGACAAUAGCAAGGAAUUUAAUAUUAUAUUUAUGUUAUGUAAUUGUAAUUUUGGUCCGAUCUGUAUGUAAAG